Messenger RNA from Schistosoma turkestanicum, 1665 nucleotides. NCBI's taxonomy places the organism in Eukaryota, Metazoa, Platyhelminthes, Trematoda, Strigeidida, Schistosomatidae. The record is from the annotation of a GenBank genome assembly.
AUGACGCUACUGGAAUCGAAAUAUCUCUUCAUUGGUUCACGCUUUUGUGAUUCUGUUUUAAUGAAAAUCGAUUAUUGUUUAUUGUGUGUUGAUGUGAAUGGUAAAGAAGUGGAUCAUCAGCUAUUAAAUCAAUCUAACGGUACUGAUAAUACACUGAAAAAUUCAAAUCUUACUGACAGCGAGAUUCCUAACAAGUGUCCCCGUAUAGAAGGAGAAGAAGAAAACGACAAGAUGACAUCAUUGUCGCUAGUAGAAAGUACAAAAAGUAGUACAUUAGAUGACAUGGAUAUCGUACCAGCUACCCAUUAUAAAUUUGACGAGGUCGAUGUUGAACUCUAUGGAGAAAGUAUUCUUAGUCCACCUUCAAUUUAUCGUGAAAUUGUUAAUUAUAGUUUCAAAGUAGUGGACCGAUUGAUCAACUUGGGGCCAAUGGGGCAACUAACAUGUGGUGAAGUUCCAUGCUUAGCUCCUGGUAAUACUGAUCCUACGGAUGAGGCUCUUACUUGUGCCCAAGCAGAGAUGCACCAUGUUGAGUUAAUGGCGUGUAUACCGCGUUCAUUUAAUGUGCCUACUGAGAAGAAUCCAGUUUCUGGUGGAGGCAUAGCACUUUUACAUACAAGUGUAAGACCACGAGGUCUAACUGCUUUUGAAUUACCUGAAUAUAUGAGUUUAUGGUCUCUUUACGGUCCACCUAUAAUUACUCCUAUCCAAAAUAUUUCGUCACCCCCUGUUAGUAAGCCUUUAGCUGAAACAAACAGUAGUCCAUCCGCUACUUCAAACAAAAAACUGGAAAUACCAAAUCUUGAAUCAGAAGAAGAGAAAAUCGACGAGAAUGUAACCGAAAAACCAACUGAAUCCGACGAAAAUGCUGAGAAAACUAUAGGUGCCUCUGAAUCCACUACAGAUGAUACAAAAGAAGAAAGUUCUAAGGAUGAUGAACCAGCUGUAAAUAUGUCUGAUGAAAAUAAAGAAGAAGUUAUAAAUGAAGACAGUUUUGAUAUAGAAUCGGAGUUAUCCAAUGAUUUAACGCAUAGUUAUCUUUUGCUGACUAGAGAAGAUUCUACAAUGAUUCUUGAAGUGAGUCAUGAAAUAGUUGAGCUUGAAGUAAGUGGAUUCAAUACUACAGAAAUGACUGUGUCUGCACCACUCUGUUUCAGCUUAUAUCAUGAUCAGGCUGGACGUUUAGCUCGAUGGCUUUGGGCUUGCAAAGACCUACCAGCUGACAAUUCAUUUUUCAACCUACACACAAAUGCUUCUCUGGAUCACUUAUUGUCUUGGCCAGAACCUGGAUCAACUGCUCCAUCUUCGGAUUUCACAUCAUCAUUCACUUCGCCACCAGAGAAAUCUUCACAUUUUAUCAGUGCUUCAGAAGAAGAAAGUAUUCUACUUUAUGGUGAACCGAUAGAAAUUUGUAAAAGAGAAGGUUCUGUAGCUCCCGGCUAUACCACACCACAACCACCCAGAUUUUUACUGUCUUCUACAUCCCAUUCAUCUUUAAAUAGUAAUAUCAUGGAGACCAGUGAUAUUAUGGAUGGUUCAGGAGAAGAAAAAUUGUCUAAGUAUUUUGCAUUUAUUGUCUUCACAAAUGGUGUGCUUGAAGUAAGUACUUGUUAUUUGAUAUUACACUUUUGGCAAAGUUGGGUUAUACUGUGCAUAGCUGAAUAG